Molecule: messenger RNA, 1721 nt
Organism: Aspergillus glaucus CBS 516.65
Lineage: Eukaryota; Fungi; Ascomycota; Eurotiomycetes; Eurotiales; Aspergillaceae
Exons: 3
Coding region: 62-1237 (391 amino acids)
Molecular function (GO): glycosyltransferase activity
Source: RefSeq, a predicted model, not a curated record
ACAGUGCCAUCAUUCGAAUUGAAGCAAUGGCACUCACAUUCCUUUCCCUAAAACUACCAGAAUGAAGCGAACAUCCGCCUUCCCUCUUCGCAGGGGGUCUACAUCCUCCGAAGACGAACCCGACUUCUUCGACCUCCCCGAAGAACCGCUCCUAGCGAUCGUGAAACGACAACUGCGACGCAUUCGAACCUGGGUUGUUUUCGCCGUUAUUCUCAUCCUAAUCCUCUACUACAGACGCGAACGACCGAAGCCGCCGCCGCUACCGCAUAUCCAAUACAACCUGGUCGAUUGGUCGCGCUAUGCUUACAGCCAGUAUGCGACAUCUAGUGCCUAUCUUUGCAACGCUGUGAUGGUUUUCGAGGCCUUGCAGCGGCUGGGGAGUCGCGCGGAUCGAGUGCUGUUUUAUCCAGAGAAUUGGGAUACGGAGAUUGCGGAUAGGGAUGAUAGGGAUAGUCAGUUGUUGGUGCUUGCCCGGGACACAUAUGGGGUGCAAUUGGUGCCGAUUGAUCUGGAUUUGAUCAAGGAGGGAUCAGGCUCCGGCGAGUCGUGGGAUAAGAGCGUCUCCAAAUUGCUCGCGUUCGGCGAGACGGAAUACAAACGGUUGAUCCAUCUUGAUUCCGACAUCACCGUUCUGCAGAACAUGGAUGAAUUGUUCUUUCUACCUCCUACCACCGUCGCCAUGCCCCGGGCGCAUUGGCUACUACCCGAGUCCAGACAGUUGUCGUCCUUGUUGAUUGUGAUCGAACCGUCAUACCGCGAAUUCAACGCUCUCAUGGAAACGUCCAAGGCAGCUAUGUUCGGUCAGGUUGAGACCAACGCAUCAGAUACAACCCUGUAUGACAUGGAACUACUGAACAACCGCUAUGGUGAUUCAGCCAUGGUGCUCCCCCAUCGCCAGUACGGCCUUCUCACAGGCGAAUUCCGUGCCGAGGACCACAAACGUUUCCUUGGAGAUGCGCAAGAAGAGUGGAACCCCGACAAAGUCUUGGCCGAAGCCAAACUGGUACACUUUUCUGAUUGGCCCAUGCCCAAGCCCUGGGUCAUGUGGCCGCAGAAGCUUCUCCCGGAAAUGUUGCCGAAGUGCAAGAACAACCCUGGCACACCUAACGAGAGCGGAUGUCGGGAUAGACAGAUUUGGAGGCAUCUUUAUGAUGACUUUCGACGGAGAAGAAGGGACGUUUGCAAGAUCCUGAGUUAUCCUGCGCCGGAUUGGCCCCCAGUGGAGAAUCCUGAAUAAUUGCUUCCUUAUAGUGUUGGGCGGCGCAUGGGGCGGCGUUUUAUUGUAUCAUAGAAUCUUGGCUGACUGUAUAUUCUAUAGACAAACUGUACAUUAUCAGAUAUGAAUUGACUAUCAGGUGACCUUGGUAGUGCUUAUCAUCCCGUGGUAACAGAUACGGAAUAAUAUACAUGAUGGAUAAUGAGAUCACCAAAGUAAAGCCCUAGCACGACAAAAUAUCGUCCACGACCUUUUCUUCGUGCUUUACCCACUCGAGCAUUCGGUUUGGGCCACCAAGCCCUCUCUAUCCCUACCUUGCUCUGCCCUACCUUGCCCACAGCAGCAACAAUGACCACCAUCCUCGAGCAAGCCCAGAUACAGAGCAACCCCGUCCUAGAGGCAGUGUACGCUCAACAAACAGCCAUGAUGACUGCUCAAAAGCCCGAAAAGAUGCGGAGCACCUCGACGCAAGUGGUCACCCGCAAGCAAAUCAAGAACAAGAACC